This is a messenger RNA of Thamnophis sirtalis, 2728 nucleotides long. It is a transcript of the gene SHISA6, whose product is annotated as shisa family member 6. Gene Ontology annotation, cellular component: dendritic spine membrane; postsynaptic membrane; AMPA glutamate receptor complex. Gene Ontology annotation, biological process: regulation of AMPA receptor activity; regulation of short-term neuronal synaptic plasticity. Lineage: Eukaryota; Metazoa; Chordata; Lepidosauria; Squamata; Natricidae. The record is from RefSeq and is a predicted model, not a curated record.
CACGGAUGCCCAGCGCGGCGCCUCCGCAGUGCUCCCGCUCCGCCCCGGCAUGCCCAUCACUGGAGGAGCUGUGACAAGGAGGUUGGGACUCGGAGAAGAGCCCAUCUUUGCUCUGAAGCAGCCGAGUAGUGCCUCUUGUUUCUUAUCAAGAUGAAGUGAAGUGCCAAAUUGUUCCUCUUCAGUUCCAUGGAGUGGCAGGACCGAGGUUCUUGAUUGGACUGGGCUGGGCAGAGCCCCCCACCUCCUCUAUUCUGCUCUUUCAACUCACCAUGGGGUGGAGGCAUCUCCUCUUGCUUCUACCAUUUGUUUUGUAUGUCCUGACACUACUUCUGACCACCCAGGCAGCUGGGCCCCCACGGACGCCCAAGGGCAACCGGACACAGGGGGCAGGAGCCUCCCGGAGACCUUACAAGCCAGCCAAGGAGCAACUGAACCAGUCCCUAACCAGCACGGCCCCUUCUUCUGUGCAAGCUGGUGGCGGAGGAAGCCAUGGACGCAGUCCUGGUGUAGGGCCAGCAAAAGUGCCCUCCAGCAGCAGCGGCAGCAGUGCAGGCAUUUCCAGCCCAGCGUAUGAGACAUGCAUGGGUUACUAUGAUGUGAGUGGGCAGUGGGACAAAGAGUUUGAGUGCAACAAUACUCAGCAGGAUUUUCGCUACUGUUGUGGCACCUGCUCUUUCCGCUUCUGCUGCAACAAGCGCUCUAAGAAGCUCAAUCAGGAAAAGUGCCGAAAUCAGGACCCCCAUCCUAGCACAUAUCCUAUGACCCCUGCCACCAAUAAUAAUGGACCUGGAGAUACCAAUGGGUAUGACCCUAAUGAGGACAACACAAAUGCCACCGUCUACAUUUCAUGUGGGGCCAUUGCCUUUGUUGUCAUUGCUGGCAUUUUUGCUAAGGUGGCAUACGACAAAGCACGACAACCACCACAGGAAAUGAACAUCCACAGGGCUCUGGCCGAUAUCCUCCGGCAGCAGGGACCAAUCCCCAUAGCACACUGUGAAAGAGAGACUAUCUCGGCUAUAGAUACCUCCCCCAAAGACAACACACCCAUCCGAACAUCUUCGAAAAACCACUAUACGCCAGUGCGCACCUCUAAGACCAACCCAGGUCAUUAUGGAAAGGAUAUUUAUCGAAGUGGAGGUCCAGAUUUCCAUAAUUUCAUCUCUUCUGGGUUUGUCACAUUAGGAAGAGGACACAACAAGGAUGACCAAGAGCAAAAUUAUAACCACCUGCUAUUAAGUACUGCAAACCAGACACCGUCACAUGAAAAACCACGGAUGAACAGUAUCCUCACCUCUGCUACAGAGCCCUAUGAUUUGUCCUUCUCCAGAUCUUUCCAGAACCUCUCGCACCUCCCUCCAUCGUAUGAAUCUGCAAUUAAGACUAAUCCAAGUAAAUAUUCUUCUCUGAAGAGAUUAACUGACAAGGAUGCAGAGGACUAUUACUCUCGAAAGAGGCACCUUCCAGACUUAGCAGCAAGGGGGACCCUCCCUCUCAACGUCAUCCAGUUAUCCCAGAAACAAGUCAGCCAAAGGGACCGGCCACGCCGUGUAAUGCGGGCCAUGUCCCAGGACCGGGUGUUGUCCCCAGAGAGAAUCAUGCCUGAGGACUUCAGUAUGUCUUAUGAGCAUAUCCUCUCAGAUGAACAACUGUUGUCUACUGAGCGUCUUCAUUCCCAAGACCCUCUGCUUUCUCCAGAACACUCAGGUUUUGGAGAGCAGUCCAUGUCGCGAGCCUUGUCCCACUCAGAUGUCUUUGUUUCAACGCCUGUCUUGGAUCGCUACCGGAUGACUAAGAUGCACUCCCAUCCCAGUGCCUCAAAUAACUUGUACAACACCUUGAGUAUGAACCAAACCUCAGCCAAGCGCCAAGCAUUUGCCUCCCGGCGACACAACACAGUGGAGCAGCUGCACUAUAUCCCAGGACACCACCACCAUUACCGCACAGCCAGCAAGACAGAGGUGACUGUUUGAUCAGAGACACUGUGUUCCUUGUAGAUAAUUCAUGUGGACCAGAUGGUUCAGUGCCGUAUACUGCAGCGGCCUUAUGGCCAAGAUAACCUCUAAGACAGACUCUUCCAACAGUCCUGUCGGUAUUGUCUUGAACAUUCAUUUUCAUGUUAUUGACAAAAAAAGGGGGGGGGAGAAGAAAACCUGAAUAAGGAGAGAUUAUAUACACGAAGUUUUCUGACAGGCUCAGUUUCUGUCAAAGAAAGCCAUGCUAGUGAUGGCUUCUUUCACAGGCUCACUAACACCAAUUUUUUCAUGUUUACUAAGUCGGGCGAUUACUUUUAUAACCAUUAUGACAAACAAUCUCGCAAAAUUAGCAGAAUAUGAUACUAGUUCAGGUUUCUCUCUGGCACAGUGAAAAUCUAUUACAUUACAGUACUUGCUAGGUGCUGCAUCUUACCAAGAGUGUCCAACAGGUGUUUUUGCCGAGUUCUAUUCCAACUGUAUGUCGUCCACCUGUUAGAAGAUAAUGCAUUUCCAUGUGAGCAUAAUUUUUCCUGGUUUGGAGAGAAAUUGUAGUGGCAGACAAUAUUAACUAGCUUAACAGAAUUCAAGACAAGUGGUUGCUGUGGUUAAGAAACCACUUAGUUUUAUAUAUCAUUGCCAAGUAUACAGUACAUAAACCCAGGAGUGUCAUGAUUGCAGUAGGUACAAUAAAUAAACAAGUAGCAGAAACUACUCCAGUGCCAGAUGCAAGAAGGUGUGAGAAGGGUUUAAUUAUA